Molecule: messenger RNA, 454 nt
Organism: Entelurus aequoreus (snake pipefish)
Lineage: Eukaryota; Metazoa; Chordata; Actinopteri; Syngnathiformes; Syngnathidae
Product: probable pancreatic secretory proteinase inhibitor
Exons: 4
Coding region: 80-319 (79 amino acids)
Molecular function (GO): protein binding; serine-type endopeptidase inhibitor activity
Source: RefSeq, a predicted model, not a curated record
UGUUCACAUGCACGCCCAUUGUGUUGCCUUUAUAAACACAACACUGAGACGGUCAGUGUCAGCGUGACUUAUUGCCAUCAUGACUGGGAAAAUUCUUCUGUUGGGACUUCUGCUCGUCUGUGUGGCUGCAGAUACAAUGAACCCGGGAAACUGGAGAGAGCCAUCCUGUUCUAUUAUAAAAGGACCUGUGAUGUGUGCCAUGGUCUAUAUCCCUCUGUGCGGGAGUGAUGGUGUCACAUACGGCAACGAGUGUAUGCUCUGUGGGAAAAGACAAAGUACAAUGCAGAACAUUUUGAUUGUCAAGGAUGGACCAUGCUGACCUGGGCAUCUUAACAGUGGAAAUCAUCAAAUAAAGCAUUCAGACGUAACGGUGGAUUCUGUUAGUGGAAAUCAUCAAAUAAAGCAUUCAGACAUAACGGUGGAUUCUGUUAUUGAUGUUUUUCCCAAAAAAAGC